Messenger RNA from Papaver somniferum (opium poppy), 1323 nucleotides. RefSeq names its product putative pectinesterase 63. The transcript has 3 exons. Gene Ontology annotation, molecular function: pectinesterase activity. Gene Ontology annotation, biological process: cell wall modification. The record is from RefSeq and is a predicted model, not a curated record. The coding region runs from base 44 to 1153 and encodes 369 amino acids. Lineage: Eukaryota; Viridiplantae; Streptophyta; Magnoliopsida; Ranunculales; Papaveraceae.
AAAACGAACCUACGUACAUUUGGAACAAAAUAGACCAAGAAAAAUGAAGAACCACAUUGUUCCUGCAACAUUUGUGAACACCAUUUUUCUUGGUCUUUUAGUUCCUGUUUUUUCAUUUUCAUUAGCGCCUAUUCCAAGCGAUCCAGCAAGUUUGAGCAGUUGGGCACAUGCAAAUCUUGUCUCAGUCAGAGAUCGUAGAGGUGAUAUAUCAAAUCUUGAUCCAGCUCUUGUAACAGCUGAGCAACAUGUAGUUAUAAUCAAAGUUCGUAAAGAUGGUUCAGGCCAAUUCAGAACGGUGACUGAUGCCAUAAAGUCUAUCCCAAAAGCGAAUACCCAACGUACAAUCGUUUGGAUCGGUCCUGGUGUUUAUAAGGAAAAGAUAACGAUAGAAAGAGACCAACCAUUCGUUACGUUAUAUGGAGAUGCAAACGACAUGCCAACGCUGACGUUUGAUGGUACCGCGAGACAAUAUGGUACCGUUUUUAGUGGUUCGGUUACAGUUUAUUCUGAAUACUUCAUGGCUGUGAAUAUCAUCUUUGAGAAUUCAUCGCCAAUGCCAAAAAUGGGAACAAUGGAUGGUCAAGCAGUAGCAAUGACAAUCGCCGGGGACAAAGCUGCAUUCUAUAACUGCAGGUUCAAAGGUUUCCAAGACACUCUAUGCGAUUUACAUGGCAAUCACUUUUUCAAAGAUUGUUAUAUUGAAGGCAUGGCUGACUUCAUUUUUGGCGACGGCAAAUCAGUAUAUCUGAAUUCGGAGAUACGUGCAGUUUGGGACCAAGGGGGAGUUAUAACCGCGCACGGAAGGACAGCAGAAUCUGAAACAACUGGAUUUGCAUUCAUACAUGGUUCAAUUUCUGGUGUCACUACUGGUAAAACAUACUUGGGCAGGUUAUGGAGAGAUUGGGGAAAAGUCGUAUUCCUUUACGUAGACAUGGGAGCAUGCAUCCAUCCAGAAGGCUGGAGUGAUAACGGGAAAAGCGCAGUUGAUAAGACGGUAUAUUAUGGAGAGUACAUGAACAAAGGUCCGGGAUCAAACUUAUCAGGCCGAGUAAAAUACGCCAAGAAAUUAACGGAUGCAGAAGCAAGACCAUUUUUGGAUCUCAAUAACCUCAAUGCUUCAACUUGGCUUCUUCCUCCUCCCCACCUCGCAUAAAAUGUAACCAACCGCUACAAAUGAUGCAUGAUCACUUGUUGUAUCGCCUUAGUACGAACCAUGACCUUGCUAAUUGCAAGAAUAUGUUUUUUUUUUUUAUUGUUAUUGUGGACGUAAGAGAAAACGUUAAUCUACAAAAUCAAUGGAAAACAAAGACAUUUUGAGCUGUC